Messenger RNA from Sitodiplosis mosellana (orange wheat blossom midge), 708 nucleotides. RefSeq names its product endocuticle structural glycoprotein SgAbd-2-like. NCBI's taxonomy places the organism in Eukaryota, Metazoa, Arthropoda, Insecta, Diptera, Cecidomyiidae. The coding region runs from base 128 to 652 and encodes 174 amino acids. The transcript is spliced from 4 exons. Gene Ontology annotation, cellular component: chitin-based extracellular matrix. The record is from RefSeq and is a predicted model, not a curated record. Gene Ontology annotation, molecular function: structural constituent of chitin-based larval cuticle.
CCUAUGCGAUUCAACCGAACUUUUGACCGCUUGAAAUUGUGUAUAAAUAAUGGCUGAUGGUGUUGAUACAGCAUCAGUUACCGCUUAAACGUGCAGUAAAGAAGUUUAUCUCAAAACCACUGGCAAAAUGAAAUUCUUGAUUCUUUGCUUAGCCAUCGCAAGCUGUGCUUCAGCUGCUUUGUUGCCAUUCAAGACCUAUACACCAACAACAUACCAUGCACCAACUACCUACCAUGCUCCAACUGUGUACCACGCACAACCAGUCGUACACCAUGCUGGCAGCGAAGCCACCGCUCCAGUCUUGAAAUCAAGCAGCGAUAUUAGCCCAGAUGGCCAAUACCAUUACGAAUACGAAACUGGUAACGGAAUCGCUGCUAAAGAAAGCGGACUCGCUGCCCAUACCGUUCAAGGAUCAUACAGCUACACUUCGCCAGACGGUACCCCAGUUCAAAUGACUUAUGUUGCUGAUGAAAAUGGUUUCCAACCAACCGGCUCACAUUUGCCAGUCGCUCCACCAGUGCCAGCAGCCAUUGCCCGUGCACUCGAAUACAUUGCAGCUCAUCCAUACCAUGAAGAACAACACCAUGUUGCCCGUGUCAUCCCAGUCACAGUGAAACCAGCUUACACCCCAUUCCGUUUCCAAAAAUUCUAAGCUCAAUCGAUUUGAUACCCAUGGACAUGCAAUAAAAAAAAACUUCAACCUGAAAA